AUGGCUGCUCCAAAACGCCCACUGGAGGGCGAUUCCGCCAACCGACCGGCGAAAAAGUCUAAACCUGUGCACACCUCACCCACAAAGGUCACGGAAAAAGCAUCAUCAAAGCCCAAGCCAAAAGCACAGGGAGGCGUCCCUUCGAUGAAACCAGCAUUUUUGCAAAAGAGCUUGCUCGUUGCGGAGGAAGUGAACUUCCCGAGAGGGGGAGGGACGACGCUUACCGCACACGAGGUGAAAGAAGCCCGGGAGGAGGCGAAGCGUGAAAUAAAGGAGGCUGAGGAGAAGACAUUGAAGAGGAAGAGGAAGUCGUCAAUGAAAGGCGGUGAGGUGAAGGCUGAAUCAGCAGGUACAAGAGUGGAGCAUAUGAAUUACAAGAGGCUCAAUCCCGGCACUAGGCUCUUAGGCCAAAUCACCACCAUCUAUCCUUUGCAUCUUAUCCUUUCUCUACCUAAUCAGUUGGUUGGCUACGUCCCCAUCACCGGAAUCAGCGCCCAACUAACGACUGAACUGGAGAAAGAAGAUGCACGAUUUACUUCUGCCGCUGAGGGGGAAGAUGAGGACAUGGAGGAACGAGAGGAGGAGGAAGGUGCCCCAGAGCUGGCAAGCAUCUUCCAUGUCGGGCAGUAUGUGCAGGCGUGCGUUGUUAACGUACGUUCUGCUGGGACGCGCGCCGCCCCUGAGCUCGAAAAGCCGAAGAAUGAGAUGGAAGCUAUGGCGCGAAGAGUGGAGUUAACCCUCGUCCCGGAGGUGGUGAACGAGGGUGUCGUCAUCAAAGACCUGGUGAAAGGAUUUAUGCUUCCAGGAGCAAUAAAAAGCGUAGAAGAUCAUGGCUACUCUGUUGAGCUGGGGAUCCCUCACCUCUCAGGUUUCCUGCCUUUCACAAACACGCCGCCUUCCUCCUCCCGGCUCUCUCCAGGUCAUCUCCUAACGUGCACCGUCUCCGAGGUUCCCGCCAGCAAACGGAUAUGUACACUCACAAUCCAGCCUUCCCAAAAAGAGGAAGUACUAGACCAAGUAUCGAACGUUACUUCCCUUCUCCCCGGCACGCUUGUCAGGGGGCUGAUAACCGCCUCCGUGACCUCGGGUCUCAACCUGCAAAUCCUUGGAUUUUUCGAGGGGACGAUCGACCUCACCCACCUGCCGAAAGAUCCUGCUUUAUAUAAAGUGGGGACGAAGCUAAAGGCACGUGUGCUCUGGCAUUUGCCCGGGUCCAGCCCCCCAAAGUUUGCGCUGUCGGCUCUGCCGCAUGUGGUUGACCUAGCUGCGCCAGAGGUGGAUGGGGUGUCCACACAGGAGAAGCAUCCGUAUGGGGAGAUCUUACAUGGUGUGAAGGUCGUCAGGGUCGAGGCAGAAUGGGGCCUGUCGGUCGUACUGGACGACGAGGAGACGCGGGGCUUUGUACAUAUCGCUAACAUAUCAGACGAACACAUCCCCGCCCUCUCCGCCACAUCCGGAGCGUGGAAAGUCGGCACCAAACAUGACGCCCGAGUUCUAGGUUUCUACGCCCUAGACGGCCUACUCCGGCUAUCGCUCAAGCCCUCCCAGCUCGAGCGCCGCUUUGUCCAGACGGGCGACUUCACCCCUGGCGAGAUCGUCAAGGGUGCGAUUGAGAACCUGACUGAUGUAGGGAUGUUUGUUGAUGUCGGAGGGGAUAUCAGUGGGCGGGUAGCCCUGGAUCAGCUGGCGGAUAUUGAGUUAAAGCAUCCAGAGAAGAGGUUCAAAGCGGGGGCCAGUGUCAAGUGCCGUAUCCUUGCAGUGGACCCGGAACAUGGCCGCCUAACCCUUACGUGCAAGAAGAGCCUGUUGUCCUCGGAUUUGCCAAUCAUCGCCAAGCUGGACGACGCCAAGCAGGGAAUGGUCGCCGAUGCCGUCGUAUCAAAGGUUCUUCCCAGCGGGGCAUUGGUGAUGUUGUAUGGUGGUGUGAAAGGCUUUGUCCCCAUACGGGAGGCGAGUGAGGGAUACAUCAAAUCGGUCGACGAGAUCCUCAAGCCUGGUCAGGCGGUCAAGGUCAAGGUGCUCUCAGUCAAUACCGAAGAAGGCAACAUCCUCGCCAGUCUUCGGCAAGCACAGCCCAGCUACCAGCCCGCAGCGCCCGGAGUUGAUGUGGAAGACAUCGCCGUUGGGAGCAACGUAGAAGCAGAGAUCAAGGACGUCCAAGCCAUCAACGUCGUGCUUUCCAUCCAGCCUGGUGGUCAGACCGCUCUUCUCUCUUUGGCAAACUUGGCAAACCGCCGCAACACUACCGUUGAGGCGCUGCGCCUCUCCCUUGUUCCUGGAACUGUGUUGUCCGACCUUGUGGUUGUUUCCAAGAACCCGGAGAAACGAAUCGUCAUUCUCGCUGUCACAUUACCUGGCAGCAACGCCGGUCCAUCCUCUUCUACGGCAAUUUCUUGGAAGACACUUCACGUUGGUCAAAUUUUGCUUGGGCAAGUCAUAGGCGAGAAGAACGGAUCUACCUCUGUUCGACUGUCACAAUAUCUAAUCGGUCGACUGCAUCCCCUGGAUCUGACUGAUAAUCUCGAGAACGGAAUUGUUUUCCCCAGAGCUGGGUCAGCUCUCAAGGUUGCAGUGGUCGGUGUAGACCCCCACGCUCGGACACUCGACUUGUCAACACGACCAUCACGGCUGAACCCGGAGUCUCACCCGCCCAUCGUCGAUCCUGAAAUCACGUCCCUGGAUAACCUCCAGGUUGACGACAAGGUUGGAGGUGUUGUAAAGAAUAUUUCCGACUCCGGGUUGUUCGUUUCCCUUGGACGGAACAUAACAGCACGUGUGCAGAUCAAGGAGUUAUUUGACGAGUUUGUGAAGGACUGGCAGACGCGAUUCAGCGUCAACCAAGUUGUCAAGGGCAAGAUCACACAUGUGGACCAUGAGAAAAACCGAGUCGAUAUGAGCAUGCGUUCUGGUGUGCGAAAGCACCAUAAGUCUUCCGGCAAAGAGGAUAAACUGAGGCACAUGAAAGACUUCGAAAAGAGACAGAAGGUCACGGGCAAGGUGACCAGCAUCACCAAGUACGGUCUGUUCAUCUUGAUCGAUGAUUCGGAUGUCAGCGGGCUGUGCCAUCAUUCAGAGCUCUCAGACACCAAGCAGGGUGACGUUCAAGUCGCGCUGCAAGGCUUCCGGGUAGGGGAUACUGUCAAAGCUGUGAUUUUGUGGAUAAAUGAAGAAACGAAGAAGGUUUCACUUGGUCUCAAGCCAUCUUAUUUCACGGCUGAGGACUAUGAAACGGCGGAUACCCCUGAUGACCAGCUCGAGGCAUCAAAGGAAGCAGGUGAGAGUGAGGAUGAGGAUGAGAACACGACCUCCUGGGCAGGAAUAGGCGAAGGAGGAAAAACCGACAUGGAUGAAGACGGGGCUGCGAGCUUCCUAGGAUUUGACGAUGUAGCUGAAGAAGAGGCUGAAAGUGAAGAUGAUGUCAUCAUUCUUAGCGGCGAUCAUGGCUCUAAGUCUUCAGCGGCCCCAGCCAAGAAGUCAAAUCCUGCAACUACUUCUGCACCAACACUCCAAUUAUCUGGAGGAUUCCAAUGGUCUCACACUGUGGAUGACGAGGCGGAGGAAGAUGCACCAGCGAACGAAUCUGAUGUUGAAAGUGAAGCGUCCGAUAGCCAUCCGAGAAAGAAGAAGAAACGGGGCCACCAAAUAGAGGAAGAUCUCACGCUGGCUAUGCAAGAACGUACUCCAGAAUCCGUUGCAGAUUUUGAACGGCUCUUACUCGGCUCCCCUAAUUCGUCCUUCCUAUGGAUUCAAUUUAUGUCCUUUUACUUGCAACUGUCAGAUGUCGACAAUGCGCGAGAAAUUGCGAAGCGAGCACUGAAGGUUAUCAAUUUCAGAGAGGAACAGGAGAAGAUGAACGUGUGGAUCGCUCUUCUCAACUUGGAGAACACUACUGGCACCGAGGAAAGCCUAGAGAAGACCUUUCAAGACGCUACACGAGCGAAUGAUUCGAAGGCUAUACAUCUGCGUAUGGCUACUAUCUUCGACGAGAGUGGCAAGCCAGAGAAAGCGGAAGAUAUGCAUAAGCGUGCCGUCAAGAAGUUCAACGAGAGUACAACAGUAUGGACAUCUUUCGGUCAUCACUACAUGUCGCAGGGCAAGCUGGACGAGGCACGUGAACUCCUUCCGCGCAGCUUGAAGAGCCUUGAAAAGCGAAAGCACAUCGAGACUAUCCUCAAAUUCGCGCAAAUGGAAUACGAACUGGGGGAGCCAGAACGUGGCAAGACCUUGUUCGAAGCUAUUGUCGACUCACAUCCUAAGCGCCUGGACCUCUGGUUUGUGUACGUCGAUAUGGAGGCCAAGCAAGGCGAUCUGCAGACGGUCCGGAAGCUGUUUGAUCGUAUGCUUGCGCUCAAGCUGAACACGUUCAAGGCCAAGUCUGUGUUCAAGAAGUGGCUAGAGUUAGAGAAGCGGCUUGGCGAUGAGGAGGGCCAAGAGCACGUGAAGGCACGGGCGGUUGAGUGGAUGCAAAACAACUCGUGA
This is a messenger RNA of Dacryopinax primogenitus, 4479 nucleotides long. Its product is annotated as U3 snoRNP-associated protein Rrp5. Gene Ontology annotation, biological process: rRNA processing. The record is from RefSeq and is a predicted model, not a curated record. Lineage: Eukaryota; Fungi; Basidiomycota; Dacrymycetes; Dacrymycetales; Dacrymycetaceae. Bases 1 to 4479 code for a protein of 1492 amino acids. Gene Ontology annotation, cellular component: small-subunit processome; nucleolus. Gene Ontology annotation, molecular function: RNA binding; protein binding. The transcript has 8 exons.